Messenger RNA from Nicrophorus vespilloides, 1270 nucleotides. RefSeq names its product guanine nucleotide-binding protein G(f) subunit alpha-like. Bases 17 to 1189 code for a protein of 390 amino acids. NCBI's taxonomy places the organism in Eukaryota, Metazoa, Arthropoda, Insecta, Coleoptera, Silphidae. The record is from RefSeq and is a predicted model, not a curated record. Gene Ontology annotation, biological process: adenylate cyclase-modulating G protein-coupled receptor signaling pathway. The transcript has 7 exons. Gene Ontology annotation, molecular function: G protein-coupled receptor binding; GTP binding; GTPase activity. Gene Ontology annotation, cellular component: heterotrimeric G-protein complex.
UGUAAAAAGCGGAAAGAUGUUUUGUAACAAUAAGCAAUCGGAUCCGGCCGAGCGCAGGUCUAGGGAAAUCGAACGCGAGUUAGAGUACGACGCAAAAAUUCAAUCCGAGUACAAAAAGUUACUGCUGCUGGGCACCGGCGAAGUCGGCAAGACCACCAUCAUCAAACAGAUGAAGAUUAUUCACAUCAAUGGAUUCACCGAGGACGAACGAAAAGAAAAGGUACCAUUCAUCAAACAGAAUAUCCACGAAUCCAUUUAUCAAAUUGUUAAGCAUAUGGAUUUGUUGAGUCCUCCGGUGUUAUUAGCGGACGAGACUAAUAACAGAUCAUCAGUGGAAUUUAUUAUGAAAAUUGGACCCAAAGAACCAGACAACUUCACCAAUGAAUAUUUUGACCACGUCAAAGGGCUAUGGGCCGAUUCUGGUGUUAAAGAGUGCUUCAACAGAUCCAAUGAAUACCAACUGAUCGACAGCGCUGAACAUUUCUUAAACCAAAUCGACGUGAUUCGGGAGUCUAGCUAUGUUCCGAAUACACAGGAUAUUCUUUUCUGUCGUAUCAUGACCACUAGCAUCUCCAAAAUUCAAUUCGAAAUGAAUGUUUCUAAGAAGUAUGGGGGAGGCGUCGCCAAGUUCUGGAUGUAUGAUGUAGGCGGUCAAAGAGGACACCAGAAGAAGUGGAUUUCGGUGUUCGAAGGUAUCCACGCAGUAUUAUUUUUAAUAGCAGCCAGCGAUUUUGAUCAAACCUUGCGAGAGGAUGAGAAAAAGAAUCGUUUGAAAGAGUCUUUAGAAAUCUUCGAGAACAUUUAUUGGGGCAGAUAUCUGCGGCAGGCCGGCAUGAUUGUAUUUCUGAACAAGCAGGACAUUCUCCAGAGAAAAAUCGAGAACGGAAAGCGCAUUGAUAAAUAUUUCCCAGAUUACAAAACAUACAAACCAACAGCGAAAGAAGGCAACCCAGGCAGCGAGUACGAAAAAGCCAAGCUUUUUAUGAGGCAGAAAUUAAUUGAUAUCACCAAAAAGAAGCCAGAUCCCGAGUUGCUCUACGUAGCUGGAUUUACAAUGGAGCAGGAAAUUGAAGAUAGAGAUAUUUACGUGCAUUUUACUGUUGCAACCGAUACGAACAACAUUAAAAAAGUUUUCGACAGUAUUCAUGAUAUAAUACUUAAACAAAACUUGAGCUCUGCAGUAUUUUAAGGAGUUUCCAUCAUUAUAUUUAAAAAUAAUACAUGCAAUAAAUUAUAUAUAUAUAUAUUUAUUAUCAUAUGUGGUAAUAUC